UGGCGUCAGGGACAUUUCAAGUAGCCUGACCUCCAAUGACUGGCUCCCGCAGCUGACCAUCCAGGCCGCCAUGAAGGGGUCCCCAAGGCACCGGAGGGCGGAAAGGACCCGGGUCCCCCACCGACUCCAACGCCAUGCUGACCAAGGAGGAAGCAGCCGCCCACCGCGACGGAAAAAACCGCCUUAUAGUUACGCCAAUCUCAUCCAGUAUGCCAUAAACUCCGCCCCCGCCAGGCGAAUGACCCUCAGCGAGAUCUACCGCUGGAUUUUGUGACAACUUCCCACGUAUUACCCCCAACGCCGGGGUGGGAUGGAAGAACUCGAUCCGCCACAACCUGUCUCUGAACAAGUGUUUCCGGAAAGUGCCGCGCCCCCCAGGGACGACCCAGGAAAGGGAUCCUAUUGGAUGAUUGACAGCUGUCCAAAAGAAGACGUAGCCCUGCCCCGGAGGAAGAGGCCACAUCCCGAUGACGAGCUCUCCCAGGAUUCCACCGAACAGGAAGUCAAUAAGAGCCCCCUGAGCAACACCAGCGACGUGUCUGUGUCCACCGAGAACGCACAGGGACACCACAUGGAGAACAAUUCCCCCUCCCCAGCUACAGCCAGGCCGCCCCGGCUCACAUGCCGCCGGACUCCAGGGCCCCGUCCUUCAACAACAACGACUGCUACAAAUUUUCCUUCUCGGAAAUCCCCGACCUCAGCUGUUCCUUCCGCAGCCUGUACCGUACAUUGCAGGGACUCUCUCCUCUCCCCACUGAUGUCCAACAACCACCACCACCCCCUCCCCCACCUUCCGCCAGCUGCUGCAUGUACCAGCAGAAUUCAGGGGAGUCCUCGUCGCUGCACCCCCACAAUGUCCCCAGCAUCAGCAACCCCCAAUCUUCUUCACCACCAAGCCCAGCACCAGCAGCCGCCCUACCUACCCUCCCAGCAGAUGUCCCGGCCAGCUGCCCCCAGCAUGCCUCUGGGUCUCCCCAGCGACUGGUGUUCCAACAUCGACUCCCUAAAGGAGAGCUUCAAGAUCGUCAGUAACCUGGACUGGUCCACCGUAGACCUUUCCCAGUUCUCAGACCUCAUGGAGAGCCUGCGCCAGGCCGAGCUCAAGAACUGGAGCUUGGACCAGCACCACAUCGCCAGCCUGUGCGACUCAUUAACCCAUCUGCUAAGCCACACAGGUCUCCUGCCACCCACACAUGGCCAGACCUCAUCCUGCCAAUCUCCCUGCAUGCCCCCCACCACCAGCAGUUCCUGUGCACUUCAAGGAGCCAAGCCUGGGCACACCAUGGCAGUGGCCUCCUACGGGCAAAACCAGCCAACGCCAGUGUCUUGCGGUCAUAAUUUCACUGCACCCCCUGGAUAUCCAAUCCACACCCAAGCACCGCCAACAUACAGCCAGCAAGGUCGCCACCCCCAGCGAACUCUGUACCCGCCCCCCCCGUCCAGCGCUGCGCCAUCCGCACAACGAUGAAAUUGAAGAUACCUUUGACUGGGACUCGAUCGCUUAG
This is a messenger RNA of Staurois parvus, 1505 nucleotides long. NCBI's taxonomy places the organism in Eukaryota, Metazoa, Chordata, Amphibia, Anura, Ranidae. The record is from the annotation of a GenBank genome assembly.